AAUCCGUAGUGAUGCUUUUUCGAGAUACGAUGUUCCUAUUUGCAAGCGUCGAUAUGGUUUCAAUGAGCUAAUGUCCAAACACAUCAAAAAUGGCUUGGCAACACCGCUCCAACAGCACUAACUGUCAAUGUCAAAGAAAACCUGAAACAUAACCUAAGAAAAAACGCCAUCAGAAGUCAAAACAAACUAAGACAUGUCUGUCCUUUAUUUAUAUUAAAUACCGUCAAAGGCCCGUAUAAAAUCAAUGAUUCCUACUAAAAAUGUUAUGGAUCCCGCUACUCAUUUCGACCACUUGAGUCAAAAAAUUGGACAAAUACUUUAUGGCAGAUCUGACCGUAACCACAUAACUAAAUACCUGGACGACCUUCUCUUGCUAAACUAUCGUUUUCCUAUUAUAAGAUCACCAACUAAAGCAGUGCUAUUAAUAAACCAAUUCUGCAGUUCAGUUCACUCCGAUGAGGAAAUUUUAGUAGGCAAAUUUGCUCAACUGACUGCCAUUUUAAUUAAGACACAAAAUGUAGUGGUCGAGGGAAGAACGUUAAUAUUAGCUGUCCAGUGGUGUCUACAGGCUCUUAAGUGUUCCGAAGUGAAAAUUGUCCUAGAUGUUUUAAACGCCUUAGAAGCCUUAUUAAGGAACAACUGCCAUAAUCUACUCACUUUAUCAGAUACAAUAUUUAAAGGUUUGGCAGCCUUGACAGUAUCAGAAAAUGCUGAGAUCACAUUGGCAUCACUUCAAUGCCUAGAAGCAUCAACAGCUGCACCAAGUAAUAGUGAGCCCUUGGACAGUCUAAUGCCAUUUUUUGACAAAUGCAUUAAAGUCUUUUUCACACAUUUAUGUGUAAAGACUACUCCAAAAUACACAGUUUUAGAAGCAAAAAUUUUAGAAACAUGCCUCAUAGGACUUCAAAAUAUUGUAACAAUAACAGAAUGUUUUAAGGAUAAGUUAGGAACACUUCUGGGUAUAGUUAAGACUUAUAUGCUAUUUAACAUAAAGGGGGUGGACUUUUUAAGUUUUGAAAAGUUAAUGCCUACAACUUUAAGUAUCCCUGAAAUAACACCCUCAAUGCCCAAAGAGAAAACUGGAGGAAAAGUCACAAAGCAAAGAAAGCACAGAACAACCGGAACCAACAGGAAAAAAGAUAAGAAAUUGCAAGAAGAUCAAGUGUUUGAUAACAGGGCUGCCGGUUAUACCCCAGCGACUAAGGGUUUAGAUUACAAUUCGGAUAGUGGCUUAGGACAUAAGUCACCAUACAUCGCAAGAUUAAAAACGUCUGAUUCGGAUUUUUCUGACAACGAAGGGGGCAGACUGGCAAAAUUCUCACAUGCCUGCAACAGAGUAAGGCAAGCGGCUUUAAACCUGUUUUCCUGUAUUAUUAAGCACACAGAAAAGCCAGUAAUUUUUUCUUACUGGUCCAGUUUCGUCCCUGAAAGCUCUUCCUCAGGCAAACACAACUUACUAACCUGCAUCCAUAGAGAUCCAUCUAUAAGGGGCAAGAUGACAGCCUUAAAUGCCUUACUGAUGUUACUUACAAGUUCCAAAGCUUAUUUAUCUCAAGCUGAAUUAAAAGAUAAACCGUCAAGCUUCACCCCGUUUUCCGAGCUUCUCGCCCUAACACUGAUAGAAGUCCACAACAACUUGUGUUUGGCCUUAAACCAGACUUCCGCUCCGGUGUUGGCGCAAGUUUUAAAAUGUUUAGCUGCUUUAGUGCAAGCCACUCCUUACCACAAAAUACCCGCAGGUCUGAUAACUAAGAUCGUGCGGCAUAUUAAAACGUUAGUGUGUCACAGAGAUGCAACUGUUCAAGUUACCGCUCUGAUUGUGGCCGGUUGUAUUUUGGCCUAUGAGCCUCCGGUGCCGGAAAUCACGCAGGUGAUGACAAAAGUGCAAAAAGAGGAGGAAACUCCGAAGAAGAAAUUACAGAAUCAUGUUCCGGUGGAGGAGUUCGAUUAUGCACAGUUUUCAUCUGAUGAGGAGGAGACAGUUGUAAUGGAAAUCGACUCUAUUCCGUGGCUCUUGCAGAGGUGUCUUCGGAAUUUGGGGAUCAGUUUUGAAGAGUUGGAUAGUCAGGGCGUUGCAGUGAAACCAGUGCCGGCCCCAGUAAAACUGGAAUCUCUACAAGUUCUCUCGGCAAUGAGUAGAAACUACUUCGACUCGAUCAUGUUGCCCCACUUAAACUACAUCACUAAAGCCCUUAAUGUGUCAUUAAUGGACAAAUACGUCGACUUAAGGCUUCACGCUGGCAGAGCCGUGGACUUUGUAGGACAAUCUAUUAGUAAAACGUGUGAAAAAGAAGCUCCGACAACGUCAUGCAUUAACUUCUGGUUGGUGUUGUUGGAUAAUCCGUUGGUAGCAUUGAUCCAGAAUGAUCAACAAGCGGCCUUAAGGGCUGUUGGCUGUGAUUGUUUCGGAAGCAUUGGUGCCGAAAUUUUCCAACAGUUUCCCAGAGAGAAGCAAAUCCUAUGUGUAACGUUACUUUUUGCAGCCACAAAGGAUGAAGAAAGCACCGUGAGAGGUGCUGCUGUACGUGCCCUAGCUCUAUGCGUUCUCUAUCCAUCUUUAAGGGACGACCCAGGAUUCGUAGUAGACACUGCAGAAUCAGUUUUACAAGCAUUAAAAGAUGACAAUCUCAACGUUAGGAUCAAAGCCUCUUGGUCUUUAGGGAAUUUAAGUGACGCCCUAGUAUUAAAUAGCAAGAAAUUGUGUGACAACAACGAGGACAGUAUACCAGAUAAAGUGCUCCUUCGGUUGUUAGAAGCGAGUAUUUGUUGUGCGAAUGACAAUGAUAAAAUAAAAGUGAACAACGUUCGAGCUUGUGGCAAUUUACUGCAACUGGUGGACGAUAUCCUGCUGGAAAAAGAGUGUUUUAAGGACGCUUCUAGUCAAGCAAUGAAUUCUUUGAUACAGGCCAGCACUGUUGGGUUUAAUAUGAAGGUUAGAUGGAACGCCUGUUAUGCCUUGGCAAACGUGUUAAAAAACGAACAUUUAUAUUCAAAGCUGGACGCAUUCACGUGGCAACAAUCGGUGUUCACCAAACUCACAGAGCUGGUAGUCACUUUUAAGAAUUUUAAGGUUAGAAUAAAUGCCGCCUUGGCCCUUUCGGCACCUACGAAAAGAGAACAUUACGGCCAGUGUUUCGAAUCAGUUUGGACGGGCAUGCUACAAGCUUUGGAAAAUUCCCAUAACAUCGACGAUUUUACUGAGUAUAAACAUAGGGACCAUCUAGUUGAACAGAUAUGCCUUUGCCUCGGUCACUUGACUACGCUGAUAACGCGAGAAGACUUAUCGCAUCUGGAUGGCACGUUAAGUUUAUAUUUGGACACGUUUAAAAUGCACAUGCGCAAAGUGAUCGAAAGACUCGUGCCCGAAAAAUCGACGGAUCUAUUCGCCGCCUCUUGCACUUUGAGUAAGUUGGAAGCUGAUGUUCGUUUGGGUGUGAACGAAAGAACAGUUCUCGAUCGUCUGAAGAGUGUAUUUGCUUAUGAUUAAUGUUGAGUGAGUGCUUAUUUACUCAUUUAUUUUUUACUGACAAAUUUUUAUUUAAUAAAUGUUGUUUUUAUA
Molecule: messenger RNA, 3559 nt
Organism: Anthonomus grandis grandis
Lineage: Eukaryota; Metazoa; Arthropoda; Insecta; Coleoptera; Curculionidae
Product: HEAT repeat-containing protein 6
Exons: 19
Coding region: 245-3487 (1080 amino acids)
Source: RefSeq, a predicted model, not a curated record